This is a messenger RNA of Paramuricea clavata, 273 nucleotides long. NCBI's taxonomy places the organism in Eukaryota, Metazoa, Cnidaria, Anthozoa, Malacalcyonacea, Plexauridae. The record is from the annotation of a GenBank genome assembly.
AUGAAAGCCCUCAGGAAGCAAGAUUAUGUUCGAAUAAAGAAUGCGGCGAAGAAAGUGAGUGAGAAAUACAGAAAGAAAAGGCAAAAGCUACGGUCCGAGAAGAAAGAUAAAGCUGACAAGAAAUCCUACCAACCUGGGGGGUUUCAUCUAAGUGAUAAGCCUGUGCAGAAUACUAAACCCAAAAUAAAGAGAGCACCAAAAAGGAAAAAGAAUGAUGAACAGUUUCAGAUUAAAUUUGUCAUGCCGACAUUUGAAGUAGUUGGCAAAAAAUGA